AUGGGGUCAGCUGGUGGCUACAUCGUCACGUGGUUCCCUUUGGUGGAUUUGCAGCUAAACAUGGAAAAGAGAAAAGAGGACCAGGUCAUCCUGUCAGUGACACAUGAAGCUGAGAUUAGCUUCAUCUCACUGGGACCUUGUAAGUGGCCCAAAGACCUGGAAAUGGCAUUGACAAAUGGACAAGCCCAGUGGCCCAAAGAAGACAUUAUGAUGUUACUGGACCUCCUGGAGAAUAAUCUUCCAUCCAAUGAUAGCCACACAUUCAAAACAACCCAGUCACAUAUGGACUGGGAAAAAGUCGCUUUUAAACAUUAUUCUGGAGAAAUGUGCAAACUCAAAUGGUUAGAGAUUUCUAGUAAGAUAAGAAAGUUUCGGACUUUGACAGAACUAGUCCUGGAAGCUAAGAAAGAUGUUAAAAAUCUUUACAAAAGUAGAAAACUCAAGAAACAUCCAGACAUGCCCAAGCAGCCCUUGACUGCUUACCUCCGUUUCUACAAGGAGAAGCGGCUCCUGUACUCCCAAAAGCACCCUGAGCUGAACAACCCAGAGCUGACCAAGGUCCUGUCUAAGAAAUACAAGGAGCUCCCAGAGCAGAUGAAGCUGAAAUAUAUUCAGGAUUUCCAGAAGGAGAAACAGGAGUUUAAGGAGAAGCUGGCUCAAUUCAGUAAGGACCACCCUGAUCAAGUCCAGAACUCCAAGACAUCAGCUGUCCCCAAAAGGAGCCCAACCAAAGCCCAAAAGAAGUUUGGGGGAAACGUUAUGGAAAUGAAAUCUCCCCCAGUAAACUGUAUUCCUGAGUUGAAAUUCUAUGGAGAGCUCAAGAAGCCCCCAAUGAACGCAUACCACAAGUUCCACGAGGAUGUGUGGUCCAGUGGGGAGCUGCAAGGCCUGCCCCCGAGGGAGCGCAUGGUGGAGAUUGGCAGACGCUGGCAGCGCAUCCCACCCAGCCGGAAGGAGCAGUAUAAGAAGCAGGCUGAGGAGCUGCAGAAACAGUACAAGGUGGACCUGGAGCACUGGCUCAAGAGUCUGUCUCCUGAAGACUAUGCUACUUACAGAGAGAGAACCUGUGCUAAGCGUAAGAACAUGAUCAUGAAUGGAGGCCCAGAGCCCAAGGUCAUCAGGACAGAGGUGCAGUCUCCAUCAGCAAGGACUCUGCAAGAAGGCCUUGCACAGGAGCAGGGGCUGCAGGCUCCAGAGACAGAAUCACCAGAGACUAUUGGGGACCAUGCUCAUGCCUCAUGUGUAUCAGAAGAAAAUAAGGACGAUGGGGAAAAGGCAGAAGGCAGUAGCUCCUCAGACUCCAGCAGUGGGGAUGAAGAUGAAGAGAGUGAGGACAGCAGCUCCUGCUCAUGUUCCUCAAGUGACACCUCCGACUCAGAUUCCCACUGA
Molecule: messenger RNA, 1389 nt
Organism: Molossus molossus (Pallas's mastiff bat)
Lineage: Eukaryota; Metazoa; Chordata; Mammalia; Chiroptera; Molossidae
Product: upstream-binding factor 1-like protein 1
Exons: 2
Coding region: 1-1389 (462 amino acids)
Source: RefSeq, a predicted model, not a curated record